UGGGCCUAGUAACGACAGCCUGUAGAGAAUUUGGAAUGAAAUUGAAUAAAAAGAAGACAAAAACGAUGGUCAUCAGCAAGCGCCAAAACAGAAGGGUGAAGGUCAAUGUCGAUGGAACAGAUCUGGAAAGAGUAGCAAGAACAACGUACCUUGGAAGUUAUCUUGAUGAAACUUGGGACCACUCACUAGAAAUAAGAAUACACCUGGAAAAGGCACGUACAAUGUUUUACAAAAUGCAAAAAGUUCUAUGCAACCGACAGCUGGGCAUCUCAUUGAGAACUAGAAUACUUAAGUGCUAUGUUUUCUCCACCUUGCUCUAUGUUGUUGAAGCCUGGACAAUUACAGAAGUAACACAAAAAAUAAUCCAAGCAUUCCAACUGGUUACCUAACUCUGAAUAUCCUACAUGAGCCAUACGACAAAUGCGGAAGUCUUGCGGAGGAUGAAUAAGGAAAGAGAGCUUAUGCUUAUAAUAAAAGAAGCGGAAAACACAAUAUUUUGGUCACAUCAUAAGAAAUCAAAAGUAUGAAUUGCUCCAACUUAUAAUCGAAGGCAAAGUCAAUAGCAAAAGAGGACCAGGAAGAAGACGCAACUCUUGGCUUAUAAACCUACGGCAAUGGAUGAACAUGACCUCCAUAGAACUAUUUAGGGCUGCUACAAAUAAGAUUAAAUGG
Messenger RNA from Diabrotica balteata, 672 nucleotides. Lineage: Eukaryota; Metazoa; Arthropoda; Insecta; Coleoptera; Chrysomelidae. The record is from the annotation of a GenBank genome assembly.